ACAUUAAUUAAUACACACAUGCCUUAAUUCCUAUUAACUUUCAAACCACAACACUACACAGUUCUAAAACUUGCUAUAUAUCGAUUUCCCUUUGACCAUCAACUUAAUAUGGCUCACGUGAAAGAAUUUGAACACCUCAAAAUAAAGCUAGAAGAUAUAAUCAAAUCCACCAACAACUUUUCUCGUGACAAUUUUAUUGGCCAAGGAGGAUUUGGACCAGUCUAUACCGGAGAAAUUACACAUGCUAAGGGUCAUACCAUAGUUGCAUUCAAACGACUAAAUCGUGACCAUGGGCAAGGUGAUCCCGAGUUUUGGAAGGAAAUAAUGAUGCUUUCCAUUUAUAGACAUGAAAAUAUUGUCUCCCUCUUAGGAUACUGUGAUGAUUCUAAGGAGAACAUCUUAGUGUACGAGUAUGCGUCUAGAAAAAGCCUUGACCAGUAUCUCCACCAUGACGGUCUAACAUGGGUUCAACGUCUAAAGAUAUGUAUUGGAGCGGCUCGUGGGUUGGCACACCUCCAUAAUCCUCAAGACACCCAACUUAGACUAUUGCAUCGCGAUAUUAAAAGUUCCAAUAUAUUAUUGGAUGAAAAUUGGAAUGCCAAGAUAUCAUAUUUCGGUCUCUCUAAAUUUGGUCCUGCAAAUAAAAUGUUCACGUAUUUUAUCACUGACGCUGUAGGCACACUUGGCUAUUGUGAUCCUUUAUAUAUGGAGUCAGGUUUGUUAACGAAAGAGUCUGAUGUUUACUCUUUUGGCGUUGUGUUGUUUGAGGUAUUAUGUGGAAGGUUGUGUAUUCGUCAUAGAAACGACACACAACCUUUAAUCACAAUGGUGCGAAAAUAUAAGGAAGAAAAGAAAAUAAGUGAACUUAUUUAUAAUAAAAUAGAGAACACAAUAAAUCCGAAUGCCUUGGAAGUGUUUGUAAAAAUCGCGUAUCAAUGUUUGGAAAGAGAGCGUAAAGAACGUCCAUCGAUGACACACAUCGUCGAAGCCCUUGAACAUACACUCGAAAUUCAAGAGCAAAUAAUAGAUCAAGUUGAAAAAGUAGAUUUAUCGACGAAUGCCCUUUCGAGGCAGGCUGAUCUGGAUAGUGCAAAUAUAAGCAUGGCCAUGGCCAGGACUAGAAUUGAAGAAAAUGCCUUUGGAGGCUUUCUCAUUGUCACAAUCCAUAAAGCCUAUGAUCUUCAAACUAAGAAUCCGUUCAUCAUGCUCCGUGUUGGACAUGACUUCAGAAAAUCCACGGUGGUUAAGAAUAAUCGUAAUCCGGUAUGGGAAGAAACGUUCAAGUUUACUAUAGCGAAGCCGCCAACAAAAAAAACUACGUUGUAUAUGGUAGUUUGUUCUCGUGUGUCGAAUUUCAUAUUUCCUAGUACUACGGAGACUAUGGGUGACUUUGAUAUAAUCCUUGCGGACGUGGUAAAAGAAAGACAUAUCAACAAAAUAUACAAUCUUCCGAAAGGCCGGCUUCAUGUAGAGUUACAAUGGGAACCAUCAGCAUCGCCACUGGAACCGAAGCCAAAGAUGAAGCAAUUUCUUAGCUCAUUUUAUAAUGUCGGUAUUAAGGGGGUCCGGGGUGACUAAAAGUGAAAACCUACAGGGCCUAAUAUCUUGUAUAUAAUUAACUAAAAGUCGAUUGCAUGUGUUGAAUAACAUGAUAAAACAAA
This is a messenger RNA of Erigeron canadensis, 1661 nucleotides long. Its product is annotated as probable serine/threonine-protein kinase PBL1. The coding region runs from base 109 to 1578 and encodes 489 amino acids. The transcript is spliced from 4 exons. Gene Ontology annotation, cellular component: plasmodesma; plasma membrane. The record is from RefSeq and is a predicted model, not a curated record. Gene Ontology annotation, molecular function: ATP binding; transmembrane receptor protein tyrosine kinase activity. NCBI's taxonomy places the organism in Eukaryota, Viridiplantae, Streptophyta, Magnoliopsida, Asterales, Asteraceae. Gene Ontology annotation, biological process: protein autophosphorylation.